CAUAAAUAAAGGAUAAGAUAAAAGUCAGUCAAGUGUAAGCACGAGGAACGAAGUCCUCAGGCUGUAAGUUAGAGAUCAGCCUGAGGAAGCUGGUCUAGUAGGUGUUCAACUCUCAGAAAUCUCAAUUUUAUUAUUGAAAUUAAGAGAAGUGGAUUCACUUGCUGGAAUCGAAAAUACUACAUCACCUUGAACCGGAAAGUCCAAGACUUUUAUAAACUCCUGUCUGUCCUCUCGUCUGAUUGUCUCCGGAUUGUCAAGUCUUCGUAGCUGGACCUCAACCCGUCACUCAACUCAUUUUUUCCAGGCAGCUCACCAGCUCUAUUUUUUCAAGAAUUUUUCCCUAGAGGAGUUGCCAGUGCGAUGAUAAUGUCUGUGUGGUUUUCCCUGCUCGUGCUGGCGACACUUUGCGGACAAACAAACUCAGUUCUUCCGCAGAUAAGUCUGUACCAACCGGCUGUGGUCAAACCUCUCUUCGACAAGAUGCAAGAGUAUGGGCUCAACGCGAAAGAACAAAGCAAGAAAGACAGUGGAAAAAAACAGUAUUUAGUUGUUUUACUUGCUUCACAUGAUGAAAUUAUGGACUCAAGCAACCAGGAGCCGCUUGAAACACGUUUCAAUGGUCGAUUAAUGUGGAUACCCAAUAAACGAGACUCUUAUAUAGAAAAACUCUUUGACACAGAAAGAACAUCGCAUUGGGAAGCAAGAUUUAUCUAUAGCAAUAUGAUUAAUAAAUUCAAAGAUGUAAAGGUAUCUGAUAAACUUCCCAUUGUUGUGAUGUACUCUCACUACAUUCCCUGCGCUAAUGUCAACGGUCUCGGGUAUUCCUGCGCUGAGGAGUUAGCUGUGUUCGCCACCUACAACUGGAAGAAGUUUGGUCUAAUUGUCGCAUUUUCUGAACAUUUUGUGGGUUUCACACCUGAAGACACAGGCACAGAUGUACAGUCCGCUAAUCAUUUUCUUCAACUCGGAGGCAUUCCAUCCUACCGGUACCAGGAUGACAGUAACAACGAGAAUUUGGUUCAAAAUAAUAAUGUCGAAAAUGCCGAUAAAUCUGACAGAUGGCAAUCUGUGACUUUCUUACCUAACUUCUUUAAUUUUCUCGAGGAUAAUGUUCAGGAUGCCUGCCUAUCCCACACGGCUGAGGAGAGAAGUAAGAUCAUUGCAUAUUUUGCCAACUAUGCCGCAUACUCAUGUUUUCAAAACAUGAGUUUUUGUUGGAGAGCGAAACAUGCAAAUGAAACAAAGGAUUGUUUCAACAAUUAUAUUGAGACGAAUAUUGGUUCCGACUGCAAACAAUGCUCUAAAAACUGUGCAGAGUUAAAAAAACAAAAAAUUCGGAAAUGCGUUGAAACCUCAGUUGACAACUCUCUAGUCCCUGGACAACUGGAAGAAGAUUUCAAUCCCUUAAAAUCAACCUGGAGGGCUUUAAAUGAUAACAAUCUUUCAAGACUAUUUCGCAAAGCAAAUCAGAGGAAAAUAAGAGAAUUUGGCAGGAUGGUGUCGUGUAAGGACAAGUCUCUCGCCCCCCAGUCACUGUGUACCAAAAAACUAAGCAUUAUUGUUUAAUUGCAACUGAUUGCAACUGACAGAAAGCGAUCUUCUUAAUCUUCUUAAAGUUCACGCAUUCUGUUUUUCUUUAAUUUUGACCAGAUUUAAUAUCCUUUAAAGCUUUUGAUUUUAAAAAAUGUCAACUUUAUUAACGUAUAGUUUACUAUACUGGUAAUAGUAUUAGUAGUCGUAUAUAUGAGAUUUAGUAAUACUAUCAGAAUGUUCCACUAAGUUGUCUACGCAUAUAUUGUAUAUAUAAUUCCUUGAUACUUUACACACUUGAAAAGAAAUACACACAACUAUUCUUUGCUCUAUGUUUAUGCUAUUAUAAAUAGCAUUUAUUUUAUUGUACAGAUGACUUAUGUUAAGAAUAUUUUGAUGCACAUCUACAUUCAGACACACCCUCUAAACUACUCUUCAUAAAUGUGGAAACUACAUGAGCUCAUAUUUUAGUGUGCAUAUCGUGUGAGCCUUACAUUAAACUCUACUUCUUUAAACUUAAAUAUUUGUUAAAGUGAAUAAAUCUCAGAGACUGAUAGAAAAGUGAGACAACAAGAGAACUGAUUGUGGGUUGUUGUGACAUUUCCAUGCCAAUAAGAGACGAUGGACAUAUUUUGCUUUUGGAAUCUCAUCAAGAACUUUUUACUCGCUGUUACAUAACUUUGAGUUGAAUGUAAAUUACAGAACGAGUUGUCUUGGUAAUGAUAAAUUUAGCUUUUAUUUGCUUUUCAGUUCCUGUUGUAUAUUUGUUCUGAGCAAUUAAAGGUUAUGAUUUCA
Molecule: messenger RNA, 2325 nt
Organism: Pomacea canaliculata
Lineage: Eukaryota; Metazoa; Mollusca; Gastropoda; Architaenioglossa; Ampullariidae
Exons: 2
Coding region: 361-1566 (401 amino acids)
Source: RefSeq, a predicted model, not a curated record